CUGCUGAUUCUCUCGCCCCGGCAGAACAAGCCGCCCGACUGAAGAAGCUGCAGGAGCAGGAGAAGCGGCAGAAGGUGGAGUUCAGAAAGAGGAUGGAGAAGGACGUGUCUGAUUUCAUCCAGGACAGCGCGCAGACCAAAAAGAAAUUUCAGCCCAUGAACAAGCUUGAACGCAGCAUCCUGCACGACGUGGUGGAAGUGGCCGGUCUGACGUCCUUCUCCUUCGGUGACGAUGAGGAGAGUCGUUACGUCAUGAUCUUUAAGAAGGUGAGC
Molecule: messenger RNA, 272 nt
Organism: Terrapene triunguis (Three-toed box turtle)
Lineage: Eukaryota; Metazoa; Chordata; Testudines; Emydidae
Product: sperm-associated antigen 7-like
Exons: 3
Molecular function (GO): nucleic acid binding
Source: RefSeq, a predicted model, not a curated record